AUGACGCAUAAUCAUGAAAUCUUCGACUUUAGAAAUCGUAUCAUUCGGAAAACUGCCAUCUACAGUAAUCCUGUUGUGAGAGAUACACAAGUUCUCAUAGUGAACGGUAUGUGUUUUCCAGAAGACCUCCAACAGAUUCCCAAUCGACGUGUUCUAUUUUCGAAACCUCACAAGGAAUCAACGAUGAGUCGAAUCCUACCCGAGAUGGUCAAUAUGUGGAGACGCGACACACCAGUCAUUGGUACUCACUUCGAAUUCAAUAUGGAAGAACAUUUCUGGGACGAUGCGUUUUUCGAUGAUAUUGAAUAUUUGCCCGGCGCCAGAAAAGGUCGGCUUCCAGAAACGAGGUAUGCAAACUCAUUCAUACUUGCAAAACAGCCGAAACGGGCCGGCUCGUAA
Caenorhabditis remanei is the source of this 399-nucleotide messenger RNA. RefSeq lists its product as uncharacterized. The coding region runs from base 1 to 399 and encodes 132 amino acids. The transcript has a single exon. Lineage: Eukaryota; Metazoa; Nematoda; Chromadorea; Rhabditida; Rhabditidae. The record is from RefSeq and is a predicted model, not a curated record.